Mangifera indica (mango) is the source of this 1103-nucleotide messenger RNA. RefSeq names its product hydroxyacylglutathione hydrolase cytoplasmic. The transcript has 7 exons. Gene Ontology annotation, molecular function: hydroxyacylglutathione hydrolase activity. NCBI's taxonomy places the organism in Eukaryota, Viridiplantae, Streptophyta, Magnoliopsida, Sapindales, Anacardiaceae. The coding region runs from base 122 to 901 and encodes 259 amino acids. The record is from RefSeq and is a predicted model, not a curated record.
CUGUGACGUGGCUCGUUGAUGGAAGACCCUGGCUGAUUACGUGUCUCUCUACCUUUCUUGUUGGAUUGACAAUCGAUUACAUCAAGGACUUGAACUUGCAACACAACUGAACGACUCCACCAUGAAAAUCUUUCACAUUCCUUGCUUGGAAGACAACUAUUCCUACUUGAUUAUAGAUGAGACCACUAAGGAGGCGGCUGUAGUGGAUCCGGUUGACCCUCAGAAGGUAAUCGAUGCUGCCAAAGAACAUGGCGCUCAGCUUACUCUCGUUCUCACCACCCAUCAUCACUGGGACCAUGCUGGUGGGAAUGAUAAGAUAAAGCAGAUUGUGCCUGGAAUUAAGGUGUAUGGUGGCUCGCUAGAUAAUGUUAGAGGCUGUACUCAUCAAGUGGAAAAUGGUGAUAACAUUUCACUUGGUGCUCAUAUCAAUAUAUUGUCUCUUCACACACCUUGCCACACGAAAGGUCACAUAAGUUAUUAUGUGACCGGCAAAGAGGGAGAACAGGACCCUGCUGUUUUCACCGGAGAUACAUUGUUUAUAGCUGGCUGUGGAAAAUUUUUUGAAGGCACAGCCGAACAGAUGUAUCAAUCACUGUGUGUAACAUUGGGCUCAUUGCCAAAGCCAACUCGAGUUUACUGUGGCCACGAGUACACUGUGAAGAACCUGCAAUUUGCUCUGACUGUUGAACCAAAUAAUGCAAAGAUACAGCAAAAGCUAUCAUGGGCUCAGCAACAGCGACAAGCUGGUCUGCCAACCAUCCCUUCGACCAUUGAAGAAGAGAUGGAGACUAACCCAUUUAUUAGGGUUGAUCUACCAGAGAUUCAGGGGUUGGUUGGUUGCCAUGCCCCGGUGGAAGCUCUCCAGAAGAUAAGGCAGCUGAAGGACAACUGGAGGGGCUAAUUGAAGAUCUGCAAAAAGCUUUCUUGUGUCUUUUGGUGUGUGCUGUUGUAUGCAAUUUGAUGUGUAACUUUAAAACUUAGAGAUUGCCUGGGUGCUGCUUGGGUUGGAAUGUGCUUAUGAAACUGCUUUGUUCUUGGCUUCCGUAGAAUUUUGCAAAAUGCAACUAAUGUUAAUAGUGAAUAAGCUUUUGAAGUUUCCUACA